Argentina anserina (silverweed cinquefoil) is the source of this 1242-nucleotide messenger RNA. RefSeq lists its product as uncharacterized. Gene Ontology annotation, molecular function: hydrolase activity, acting on carbon-nitrogen (but not peptide) bonds, in linear amides. The record is from RefSeq and is a predicted model, not a curated record. Gene Ontology annotation, cellular component: membrane. The transcript has 8 exons. Lineage: Eukaryota; Viridiplantae; Streptophyta; Magnoliopsida; Rosales; Rosaceae. Gene Ontology annotation, biological process: ceramide metabolic process. The coding region runs from base 113 to 979 and encodes 288 amino acids.
UUUUGGUCUUGGGCGUGUUAAAAGCUCCAGUUUUAACUCUUAAGAAUUGUGUCACCUCAAGACUCUCACCUCUGAGACAAGAAUCAUUCGAACCGAUCUCCAGGAAAAAAAAAUGAGGAAGAGAACGAUGUACGCCUGGGGAUUGGCCAUCAUCUGCUUUGUAGUGUUGAUGAUAGUCACUCCUGCCAUCCCUCAGUCCCAAGCCUACCAUGAUUUCGCUGACCAGCGCCGGUUUUUCGGUAUUCCCAAUACCCUUAAUGUGAUUUCAAAUUUCCCUUUCCUGGUCGUUGGUCUUAUCGGUCUCAUCCUUUGCUAUUAUGAGAACCAUAUGAAGCUCAGCUUGCAAGGUGAGCUUUGGGGUUGGACAUGUUUCUACAUUGGUGUGGCUGCUGUUGGGAUUGGAUCCUCAUAUUAUCAUCUGAAUCCAAAUGACGCUACUCUAGUGUGGGAUCGCUUGCCUAUGACCAUUGCCUUCACAUCAAUCAUUGCAAUUUUUAUCAUUGAAAGGAUUGAUGAGCGGAAGGGAACCAUUUCCAUCAUACCUCUAAUUUUGGCAGGUGUAAUAAGCAUAUUGUAUUGGAGAUUUUUUGAUGACCUCCGUCCAUAUGCUCUUGUCCAGUUUCUUCCCUGCAUUGCCAUUCCUUUGAUGGCUGUCUUGUUACCUCCUAUGUACACACAUUCCACAUAUUGGCUUUGGGCAGCAGUGUUUUAUCUUUUAGCUAAGGUGGAAGAAGCUGGUGAUGAAGUGAUCUACAAAUGGACAUAUCAUAUUGUUAGCGGGCACACCCUUAAGCAUCUGUGUGCCGCAAUGGUUCCUGUCUUCCUUACACUUAUGCUUGCAAAGAGAACUAUUGAAACAGAGAGGCAAAGUUUGCUCAAGAUUUGGAAGGUUUCCUGGACUGAAUAUAGAAGGAAGGAUGAUGACACGGUGGUAGAAACGUGCACCUAUAGUACUGUUCCGGUUGUGGAAUCACAGUAGGCCUUUGGAAUGAAAGACAAUGUAUAGGAGAAAAUCUAUACUGGUAUGUAGUUAGAAUGUGAGAAAGAAAAAGGAGUUACAUGUUGAUAAGGGCUAACUAACAGAUACUCAUGUGCUUCUUUUGAAGUCAUGGAAGCAUAUAACUUCUUAAUAUUGUAAAUAGAGUAACGUAGUAUCGAACUUUAAAUUUCUCAUGUUCAUUGAGUUAAUUGACCGUGAUUGUAUCAGAGUUCUGCAGUACUUACUACCAUGUAGUGACAACU